Molecule: messenger RNA, 6674 nt
Organism: Chelonia mydas (Green sea turtle)
Lineage: Eukaryota; Metazoa; Chordata; Testudines; Cheloniidae
Gene: ZBP1
Product: Z-DNA binding protein 1
Exons: 7
Coding region: 1232-2311 (359 amino acids)
Biological process (GO): positive regulation of type I interferon-mediated signaling pathway
Molecular function (GO): double-stranded RNA adenosine deaminase activity; RNA binding; DNA binding
Source: RefSeq, a predicted model, not a curated record
AAAAAACAGGAAGCCAACAAAGUGCUGUACCAGCUGCGUAAGGAGGGAAAGGUUGAGAAGCAGAGUGACAACAAAUGGGUUGUCCGGGCAGAUGACACAGAGGUGGAAUGUCAUCAGAAAACCGCCCAGUUGAAAAGCGAACUGAAACUUGACUAAAGCAGAAGGUGCAUUCAUUCCUAGGCAGUUUUUGCACUGAACCUUGUCCAGGGUGGUAGAUUAACCCCAUGUAGUGUUCUCUGAGGGUACUCUGCCCUAGGACAUUUCUUUUGUAAUACCUGCAAUCUUGGUGCAUCCCAGAAGCAGACAAAAGUUGGCUCUUCAGAAAUAUCUUGGAAAUCUCUUUUGCCAGAAGCUGGGAAUGAGUGACAGGGGAUGAAUCACUUGGUGAUUACCUGUUCUGUUCAUUCCCUCUGGGGCACCUGGACUGGCCGCUGUCGGAAGACAGGAUACUGGGCUAGGUGGACCUUUGGUCUGACCCAGUAGGGCCAUUCUUUUGAGUGUCAGGCUCCUCUCUUCGCUCAGACAUGGGGGGUCUGCACCCAGGGAAGGGGGUAGUUUAAUCUUCUACAGAAUACUCCACCCAUCCUGUAAAAGCCUCUCCAUGGCUCCAGCGUCAUAAAGCUGUGAUAAGGAACCAGGUUCCCAGGCAGGGGAAUCUGGCACUGCCAUACCCGUUGCACUGGAGACCUUCAUCCCUCCAGGAAGCAUCUGGAAGGCAUAGGCCCUGUAAGUACAGCUUCUGCAGAAGAAUGAUCCUGUGGAUCUCAUGGGAUCCCCAACUUCUUCCACAGGAGGGUCAAUCACUCCCUGAACCUCACAAUGAAAAGCUCUGCAUGAACCCCCUAUGGGCUUCGAUCCAGUGUCCUUUCCCCUUCAUGGGGACCAUGGGGCCCAUUAUUAGCCAGGGAUCUUUGGCUGGGAUAGUUUUAAGAUAACUAGAGAGAGGACAAACUCCACAUAAAGGCAGAGAAGUGCCCUUCCCCCUCCCUGAUUAACUCAAGCCAUGCAGCAAACCAACCAUCUGCCAAUAUCCUAGCUCUACUAAAGCCCCACAUUUUCUGGAGGUGGGUGAAGAUCAGAACCGAGGGUAUGCAGCAAAGAUGCCUGCUCCCCUGGGAGCCUGCUUUAGGAGAUGGGGACAAGAAAGGAAAAUGGGGAAUCAGUCACUCUUCCUAGCUAAAUAGCAGAACUUUUCACAAAUCCCCCGCCCCCCAAAAUACAGUGCUUAACAAUGUUCUUUGUUGUAGAUGACAGUGCCCUAGUCCCAUUGCACCAGCCUGUGAACACUGUGACUCCUGUGAAAGAUGACCUCAGACUGUCAGAAAAUCAGAAAAAGAUUUACCAGUUUCUGUCAGAAAAUGGAUCUUGCCGUGCAUUAGGCAUUGCCAAAUAUAUGGGAAUGAAGACACAAAAGGAAGUCAAUGCAGAUUUAUACGCGAUGCAGAAAAAACAUAUCCUCAGCCAGAAGGAAGACACAAAGCUUUGGUCAGUUUACGGACAGGGCACAGGUUACAAAGCAACAAAUCCUGGAGCAAAUAAGGAAGCAGUGCCAGUUAUUAUUCAGCAUAAUCCAACAAACAUUAUCUAUCAGGGAGGAGUGCAAAACACCAUCUCUAUAGCUGAUUCCAGAGCUACUCAAAUUGGAAACUACAACUCACUGAAUCUAGUGGAUAAAAAAGAUGAUUCCAGACCAACUGUUCCAAGUCUUAGGGCUGCAUCAGAGAAUGCUGAUAUGUUGCCCUGUGAAGUAGAAGCUAAAACAACCACCCAGGGUGGUCAGGAAAUUGAUGUCACCGAGUCCACACUCAAGAAUACUGUCAUUGGUAAUGAUAAUCAAAUGAAUAUCAUUAUGAAGAACUUCGUUGACAGUCGAGAGGAGCAUCUAGACCAAUAUGGCACUCCAGAAAAGAAUCCAUUUGGUGACAUUCUUUCUGCCAGCCCUGGACUGUCACUGAAAAUUAACACCUCCCGCCGCGGGGAAAGGAGAGCUCCAUUUCAAAGAGUCAGCAUCAACAAGUCUCAGAUGGAGAACGUCAUGAUCGGAAACAGCAACCAAAUGAGCAUUCAUGAGCAGUGUGGUUCUGCCUGCCUCGCAGAUGAGGAGACAAAUGAGGAAGACGAUGUUUCAGAUUCCAACUUGACUUCGGAGCAAAGCAAAUGGACAUCCUGUGAUGAUAACAGCAUGGAUCAGUCAAGUGACAUUUCCAUCCUUUGUGAAAAGCUGCAAGAUGUAAUCAUUGGGAACAACAACUACAUGAAUGUAGAAGAAACUGCAGAUACUGAGAGGGGUGAAGGAGAUGAAGACAUAUAAUAGAUAUGUGGGGAAAGCAAAGAUCUUGCUUAUGAGGCCCUUGCAGAAAUUCACAAAUGUGAGCAGGAAGAGGUAAAGAAACUUGCUAAUUCUAAUUAUUUUUGCCAUGGAGAAGGAAGAUAUUUUCUGUGAUUUACAGACAAUAAAUGGAACAGGACACACUGUUCUCUGCCUACUCAAAAUGUUGAAAAGCAAACAGGAUCCCUAUAUCUUUCCUUAGGGAGUUCUUCUGCAAGAGAAAGAAAAGUAACGGAGUGAAUCAAUUUUAUGCUCCCUGUGAACUUUCAGAGUCCUAGCACUAUCGUAAACCUUGAAUCCACCCAGGACUUGGAAAUCUUGUGCUGUGGCAAGUGACAAAUUUCAAAUGCAGCUGCUAUAAAACUCAGUUGCUUACAACUAGUUUGCACCAUCCUUCUGCUGGUAGGCUCCAAGGCAAGCUGCUAAAUGGAGGUGAUAGCCCAGCAUGAGCUAUGACUCAAUUUGGUGGAGAGAGCUUUCAAAUUCUGCCUCUUUGGAGAAGGAGAUGAGCUAAUGGGUGAGGUGCAGGGGUGAGAAGAAAGAAUGCAAAGCAUAUUGUUCUUGUCAGUUUAAGAUUCUGAACCUCUUCUGGGACCCAGCCCAAAGUGGGAACCAAGGUUGUGGAGCCAAAGCUGAGCCACUCCAAAGAGACUACUCCAUCCUAGUAGACAAUUGUACUUGGGACAGUGGAUACUGGGAUUCCUACCUCAGAGCUGGGAAAGGGGAGGCCUGUUCAAACCAGCUAUACAGACACAUUUAGGGGGUCCUGUGUGUACUGCAAGAACAGCUGAGCUAAGCCUGGUUACCAAAAGUUAAGAGGUGUCUGUUACUAACAGAGUUCAGUGUUUCCAGCUCUCAUUAAGUUGCCAUAAGUCUCGCAAUGUUCACUGACUUUCUUAAAGCCCCAGCUCCUACAACUCAGAACCUCUCUUCUUGUUUUUAAAAGGAAAAAAAGGCUGAAAAUGUGAACAAAGCAUGAUCUCCAGGCUCAGAAACCAAAAAGUCAAAUAAAAAGAACCCCAAAAGGUGCAGAUUUUUAAAAUCUCAUGAUUUUUUUAAACUGCUCUCAUGAUUUUGGGGCUUGAUUCAUAAUAUUUGAAUGCUUGGGGUUGCUAAUACUGAUCACGUGGUGCUUGGACAUUACCAUGCCCGUAGCUGGUUACAAACUGUUCUAAACAUUGUAGUAUGGACAGGGUAUUAUACAGCUGGGCUCCAGAAGUCAGGAAUCAUUAGAGGAGAAUGAGGGACUCUGGAAUUUUCUUUCCUUUCAGCUCAAUGGUUCCACACUAUGUUGACUUCCCAGGUACUUCCUAGGCCUGUGUCUUCAUGCAGGUCUUUCCCAGAGGGAUUAUUUUGGUUUCUCUCUCUCUCUCAACAUUAUGCUAAUUUAGAUAAUUAUUGUCAGUGUUUUUGUCAAUGUUUAGAUUGUUUAUGUGACAAGAAAGCAAGUGAUGGGCACAUUGUAUAAAUAUGACAAAUUAAAUUAAUGCUGCAGCUGGGUUUUUAAAAGGGAUGAAUGAUUUUAUUUGUAGUCACAGAGACAAAUUGAAGGUAAAUGGAUUCCCUGCUGCAGAGUGUAAGCUGAUCACUCUACAUGUCAGGAAGGUAUUGACCCAUCUACCACACAGUAGCCUUUGAUAGCUAUGCUAUGGGUUGAUGUACCUGCUCAGCUCUGGAGCUCAAAGACCAGAAACCAAAAACAAAGUUCACGCAAAUCCCUACAAAUCAACACACCAGGUGAACUAAAGUAGCUGGUUUGAAUCCUGGAAAGGGGAUCAUGUCUAUAUACAAAUAUGGGGCCAAAUUGUCCAAUCUGCCUGAGCUCCCCAAAAGCUGAGGGAGAAAGUGGAGAGGGAGAUAAAUGGGUUUCCUUCCCCUGUAUUCUGGACCCAGCCCCAAUGUAUGGUACAACAUCAGCAGUGCUCUUACAUUUGGGCUACCUAGAGCCCCCUCAGGGGCCAUUCCAGCAGUGGCAUUCUGCUUCUCUUGGCCAUGUCUCCAACACACCCUCUCCACCAAGUGCUGUGAAAGGAGAUGGUGUCAUUCCCCUCUGCCAAAUCCACCAGCCUUUGUUCUGCCAGAGUGACAUGAAGGGUCCCGUUGGAGCAUUGAGCCAGUGGGAUUUCUCGACCACCUUUUAAUGUCACUGCUGCAUUUCCUGUUCAGUCAGACAUUGAUCAAUCUGCACCUUGUUUUUCAAGGCAAGGUAGAACUAGCCAGUGAAAAGUGUAUGACCCCAGAGUUAAUUUACCUCCAUAACUAAGUAGUAAACUAAAUCAAAACCACUUCAGUAGAGCAUGAAAAAUUUAACGAAUGAGUAAAAAUAUUGAUAGGUACUCUCUGCAAAUCAGUGGAGUCACAGUGUUGAAUGUGUCCUUUUAACUCCAUGUCUGAAAAGACCUAGAUGUAUAGCACUCCACCUAAUAAUUACUAUUUCAAGUUGCUUAACUCAGGGGUGAAUGGAACCAGCGACAUCAAUUUGCAUGUGCAAUUGUAAUAUCUAUUCAGCCAAAGUGACUCAAGAUGGCAUCAGAACUACCUCUGUGUUCCUUUCAAAACAUAACAACAAACUCAAGAGGAUUGGUGUCAGGAUUUGUGCGUGUAAAGCCAAGAGCAUACUGUAUUUGUAGUCAGUGGAUGACAAGCAACUGACAGAUCCCACCUCCACCCCCAGUCAAAGCAGCUGAGAUGCAUGUCAAGCUUACUUUGACUGCAAUGUGAUCGUUCUGUUUUCCUGUGUGGAGGUAGCUCUAAAAUUAGGGACACUGGAAAAAACAGACUGAAAAAAGAAAGAGAGAGAAAGCUCUCUGAUCAUAGCUAAAUAGCAAAUCAAUGCCAAAUGUCAGAAGUGAUCUAAGUGUCGGCGUAUGCCUCACUAUACCAAAGUCAGAUCGUUGUCCCGUGAUGUCUGGUAUUCCACUUCAGGAGUGGUUGUAGAGAUUAGAGACCCGGGACAUCAUGGUCAGGGUUAUCUCCUGUUUACACAGACCCUUAUCUCCUCACUAUAUGCCCCCCAAUGGCCACCCUGAAUAGUAGCACUACACAUUUAUACCUAACUCCACAGGGGUCAAUUCCAAUAAUUAAAGGCUUAAAUUAUUCCUUCUAUGGCUUAAGGAAUUGCCAUGUGAGUAAAGGGCAGGAGAUCCUUCAGAAAACCCAAUAAUUGACCUAUUUAAGUCAAUGAGAAUUUUUUGGCCAUUGGGACAAAUAUCAAGCUUAACAUGGGCCUGAGUUUGAAACCCUUACUGAUGCUGUGUGGCACUCAUUCAAUGGGGGAUUAGUCAUGUAAAUAAGUCCUAUCUGAUGUGAGUAAUGGAGGCAGAUUUUGGCCCUAAAUCAUUACAUGAAUUGAUCUUAGGCUCAGGAGAAACUGCAUGACUCAGUUCUAGCUUUAAAUAAUAAAUCUCAAGCCAUAAAGUACCAUUUGGCUUUUGUCAAAGUUGAUCCAAAAGGGCUGUGCUGAAUAAUAAAAAAUAUCAUGGCUUUUGGUGUUAAGUUGCAUCUUCAAGCAUAAAAUCCAGCCUUGAUGAUGAAGCGGAGCCCAGCCUGUUUCACCCAGGCCAAACAUACUCAACAAGACCCUUAUGCUACUUUUCAUUUAGAGGAAAUGUCUUUACAUGGAAAGAAAAGAAAAAUCCUUGACAGAUAAGUAAUUAGGAAACAUCUGGCAAAACUGAAGGCAAAAGAAUUCAUUCCAGGCAAAGGUGGUUAGCUGAACGCUUUUCAUCGUGACUCCAAUUUAGCAUUUAACGAAAAAAAUAACACUCCCUGAUGAAGUGUUUAAAAUGGCAGAUGGCAAAAAUUAUGUAGAUGUCUAGCACAAGAUGCUAAAUAGAUUAAGGGAAAAACAUAUUGGAUAGUCUAAAUGUGGAGAUGUGCGCCCAGAGGCAGGGCAAGUAUUUUGAAACUGUCAUGAUAUUUUUUGAUAGAUUUCCUAGAAGCAGUGUGGUUCCAGGAAUGACAGGUGAUUGGAAAGGCUGAGUCCUGGACACUGCAGUGUUUGCCUUGGAAGUACAGGGUACCUGUUUCCAGUGAUGGUAGUUCCUGGAAUGGCAACACAGCAGGAACGCUCCAUAUGCUAUGUUCUCCAGUGCCCUGCACCUCGUGCCAUCAUUUACACCGUACAAAUUGGGUAUAAAACGCCACUGAAUCCGAAUGAUAGCAUACCCGCUUUACAGGGGUGUCAGUGAUGAUACUGGGUGUUUGGCAGUGAAGAAUCAGACUUACGGUGUCUGUACUGUACUGUAAUUUAUUGCUGUACUAGUCUAUCCCAGGUACACACUGCUUUAUGAGCUUACAACUGGGACCAAUACAUUAUUCAGUAAGAAAGUGUGAACUCUGCCAA